Molecule: messenger RNA, 2048 nt
Organism: Drosophila rhopaloa
Lineage: Eukaryota; Metazoa; Arthropoda; Insecta; Diptera; Drosophilidae
Product: phenoloxidase-activating factor 2
Exons: 2
Coding region: 7-1965 (652 amino acids)
Biological process (GO): proteolysis
Molecular function (GO): serine-type endopeptidase activity
Source: RefSeq, a predicted model, not a curated record
ACUAGAAUGGUCCACCUACACGGAAUACUUUCCAUACUUUGCCUGCUCAUUGCCACUUAUGGAGUCCAGGCCAGGAUUUGCGGCCGCUCCGUGGAAAAACAGUGCGUGCCGCGACAAUCCUGCAGGACCGGCUCUGAAAGUGGAAGGCCGGUCAUAGAGUUUCGAACCCUUCAAAAAGGCAACGAAGGAUGUCCUACUGCGGAAACUUGCUGUCACACAUCACAAAUAGUAGAAAAUCCAAACCCUAACGAUGAUGAACCUUUUCAUCAGGAAUGUGGCAACGUCAACGCAAAUGGGAUGACCUUCACCAUUGCAGACUUGAAUAACCUGUCCCAGGAGGCCGAGCUGCCAUGGAUGGUCGCCCUCCUGGAUGCCAAAGAUCUCCUAUAUAAGCAUGGCGGUUCCCUCAUUGCCCCGGAUGUGGUGCUCACAUCGACCUAUGCAACCAAAAAUCUGAACGAGAACCAGCUUAUUGUGCGGGCUGGCGAAUGGGACCUUUAUACAAAUACUGAGCAGCGGAAACAUGUCGACGUUGCCGUCCGUAAGAUCGUUCGCCACCCCGAUUUUAAUAAGGAUAAUGGAGCCAACAAUGUUGCCCUUCUAUUCCUCGCCGAAUCGCUUAAACUAACCCGCCACAUUAAUCUCAUCUGCCUGCCCCAGCCCAACCGGAACUUCAUCUGGAACCGAUGCAUCGUCAGUGGCUGGGGUAAAAUGAACAUCAGCGACAACUACUAUAUGAAUAUCAUGAAGAAGAUCGACCUGCAGGUGGUAGACAGCCAAAGCUGCGAGCUGAAACUGAAAGUACCUUAUUCCUCAAACUUCAGACUUCAUAACAGCCUGCUGUGCGCCGGCGGAGAGAUCGGAAAGGAUGCGUGCGAGGGCGACGGAGGAGCUCCACUGGCCUGUCCGCUUCAAAGUGAUCCCAAGAGGUACGAGCAGGCCGGGAUCGUCAACUUCGGAUACGGAUGCGGAGGAACGAUCCCUGGUGUCUACACUGAUGUUUCCAAAAUGAUCGGCUGGAUUAAGGAGCAGAUUAUGAUGAAUAGAGUUAAUGGUCUAGGACUCGGAGGAUCAGGUGGAGGAGGUAAACCUAUUGCAGUUAAACCAAGUACAUUUGGAGGACAAGUUGGGGAAGGUGGUGAUCAAGGAGGACUUGCAGUAAAGUUUCCAGAUGAAAGACCUGAUAAUAGAGCUGGAAAUGCUGAAUUGUAUGAUCAUCCUCAAGAAGGAAGACAGAAAUAUGCAACUGGUGGACGUGGAAGAUCGGGUGGAGAAGGUGGUAAUGUAGCGACUGGAGGCGGUAAUUAUGAUCAAGGAGGAGUCCCAGUACCCUAUCCAUCUAAAAGAGAUCAAUAUGCACCGAGUGGACCUGAAGCACCUGAUAAUAGAGCUGGAAAUGCUGAAUUUGGAGGCGUUUUGUAUGAUCAAGAAGGAAGACAGAAAUAUGCAACUGGUGGACGUGGAAGAUCGGGUGGAGAAGGUGGUAAUGUUGCACCUGGAGCCGGUAAUUAUGGUCAAGGAGGAGUCCCAGUACCCUAUCCAGCUAAAAGAGAUCAAUAUGCACCGAGUGGACCUGAAGGACCUGAUAAUAGAGGUGGAAAUGCUGAAUUUGGAGGCGUUUUGUAUGAUCACGGAGGAAGACAGAAAUAUGCACCUGGUGGACGUGGAAGAUCAGGUGGGGAAGGUGGUAAUGUUGCGACUGGAGGCGGCAAUUAUGGUCAAGGAGGAGUCCAAGUAAACUAUCCAGCUAAAAGAGAUCAAUAUGCACCGAGUGGUAAUGUGGCACUUGGAGGCGGUAAUUAUGGUCAAGGAGAAGUCCAAGUAAACUAUCCAGCUGCACCUAUCCUAUAUACACCGAGUGGAACAGUUUUUCCUCAAAAUUCGGUUUCAGGUACACGUGAUCAAUAUUUAAUUGCAAGUCCCGAAACUAAUCCAGCACCUACUAUGGAAGUUUUUAAAUAUUAACCCAUAAUAUUUUCAUUUCUUUGAUAAUAUUUUCGAAUAUUGUUUAAAGCAAUAAUAAAUUGAUUUAUUUGAUCCCCAAUGCA